Messenger RNA from Sinocyclocheilus rhinocerous, 875 nucleotides. Its product is annotated as transmembrane protein 184A. The record is from RefSeq and is a predicted model, not a curated record. Lineage: Eukaryota; Metazoa; Chordata; Actinopteri; Cypriniformes; Cyprinidae. The transcript has 7 exons. The coding region runs from base 59 to 856 and encodes 265 amino acids.
UGUGAUAUACAACUUCCUGAGUCUGUCUUUUGAGUACCUUGGAGGAGAAAGUGCCAUCAUGUCGGAAAUAAGAGGAAAGCCUAUUCAGUCUAGUUGCCUGUAUGGGACAUGCUGUUUGGUAGGAAUGAGUUACUCCAUUGGCUUCCUGAGAUUCUGCAAGCAGGCCACACUUCAGUUCUGUGUCGUGAAGCCCAUCAUGGCUGUCAUCACCAUCCUUCUGCAGGCUUUUGGCAAAUAUCACGAUGGAGAUUUUAAUGUAACAGGAGGUUACCUUUACAUCACCAUCAUCUACAACAUCUCUGUCAGUUGUGCUCUCUAUGCCCUCUUCCUCUUCUACUUCGCCACCAGUGACCUUCUGAGACCUUUUGAGCCUGUGCUCAAAUUCCUCACCAUCAAAUCCGUCAUCUUCCUCUCCUUCUGGCAAGGUAUGGUAUUGGCCAUUCUGGAGCGAUGUGGUGUGAUCCCAAAAGCUCUGGUCAUUGAUGGUCAUGAAGUGGGGGCUGGUUCAGUGGCAGCUGGUUGGCAGAACUUCAUCAUCUGCAUCGAAAUGUUCUUCGCCUCCAUCGCCCUCCGCUACGCCUUCACCUCCAGUGUGUACCGCGAGAAGAAGAGUGAAGCACCAGAGAAUGUAGCACCUAUGCACAGCAUAUCCAGUGGCCUGAAGGAGACCAUUAACCCUGGAGACAUGGUUCAGGAUGCAAUCCACAACUUCUCUCCAGCUUACCAACAGUACACACAGCAGUCCACCCAGGAAGUAGUGCAACCCAACAUGAAUGGCAAACCAGGGACCAGCACCUCCAAGAGUUCGAAGAAAUCUGAUAAAGUGAUGCUGAUCGACACGGAUGAUGAGUUCUAGUGCCCCGUCUGUCCUGAUC